Messenger RNA from Hemibagrus wyckioides, 3515 nucleotides. It is a transcript of the gene dffa, whose product is annotated as DNA fragmentation factor, alpha polypeptide. Lineage: Eukaryota; Metazoa; Chordata; Actinopteri; Siluriformes; Bagridae. The transcript is spliced from 6 exons. The coding region runs from base 196 to 1134 and encodes 312 amino acids. Gene Ontology annotation, biological process: apoptotic process; regulation of apoptotic process. The record is from RefSeq and is a predicted model, not a curated record.
UCUUAUCUUUGUACGUAGGCGUUUCGGAAGCGCUAGGAAACGCGUCGGGCGGAGUGGAAUUUAAAGCAAAUAAUUAACGUUAGCUCGCAGGGAAGUGUUGAAACUACAGCAAGGUGGACUGAUACACCGUCUCUGAAUAUGAGUAUAGCUGACGGGGGAUUUUGAAUGUGUGUUCGUGUGUAACUAAUAACUAUAAUGUCAGAGAUAAAGCCGUGUAAAGUGUGCAACUUCACCCGUCAGAAAUACUACGGAGUGGUGGUGGUUUCACUGAGCCAGCUCAAGGCAAAGGGUAUUCAAGCCCUGGGCUACAGCUCCGACACAACGGUGUCUGUGGUGCUUGACGAUGAUGGAACCAUUGUUGAAGACAACACCUACUUCUUGUGUCUUCCCCCGAACACCAAAUUCAUGUUCUUGCAAGAUAAAGAGAUGUGGAAGCCUGCAAAGCGAUUUGACGGAGGCACGGCAUGGCUCAGGCAGUCUUUUGACAUGGGCAGAGACACAGUAGACAGCGCACACGGCAGUGUAGAUCCCUGGCGCGGUUUGGCUGACCAGCUGCGUCAGGACCUGGCCAGCAUCAUUCUUAUGUCUGAGGCUGAUCUAGAGAGUCUGGUGGCUGUACCCUGCGCAGUCCUGGCCUCAGCGCUCGGUUUUCCAGAACAGAAAACCCGGCAUUUACAGGAUACCCUGCAGAGAGUGCUAGACCGCAGAGAAGAGGAGCGGCAGUCCAAAGAGCUGCUGAAGCUCUAUCUGAAGGUUGCGGAUAAAGAGCGCAGACAGGAUUUGCAACAAGGUGAAACAGCACUGGAUGUGGUGGAUAGCACUGAAGUGGACUCAGCUGUAGGGUUUAACUCUAGGACACUUCUGGUUCUGAAGAGCAAAACAAGUCCUGAAACGAGACUCUCCAACGAGGAACUGCAGAUGGUGCUUAAACAGGGAGUGGAGACAAUGAUGGGCGAGCUGGGCUGGGACAGAGACAGGACUGCCGUGUUACUACAAGCCUGUGAGGAAGAACUGAGUAGACGUCUGCAGCAGGUCCAAGCCAUGCAGUCACUCAGCGCUCACUCGCAGUGCAGCAAUUCCACCUCCACAACACGGCUACAGAAAGAGGAGACCGGAGCUAAACGUAGAAAAUAACCCAAGCAGGGUUUUUCCUUGCUGGAGAUACACUCCUUUAUUCAGGGUCAUAUUGUUUUAAGUCUAAUUCUAGUCAUUUUGAUACUCCAGAAAUGUUCUGAUGCAAGUCCUGGCUGAUUGUAUAUCAUUUUUGACAUCAUAUGUGUAUUGGUUUAUUAUCUUGUUCGACAAACUUCUCACAUGAAUUAGGUUUGAUUUCUGUUUAGGUCAAAGCUGUUCAAAGUCACGUGUUACCCGCAAAAAAAAAGUGACAUGAUGAGAGCACUACUAAAUUCCUCUAAUUUGAAGCACAUAGAAAAUGCCUUUUAUGACUAAGACUUACAAACAAAGUGAAAGAGUUUUAUUAUAACUGUGACGUUUUAUAUAUCUGCUUUACCACAAUGCUGACAGUUUUAUAUAAUGAGCCAUUAUAACAAUUGAUGGGAUGCUUUUUACAUAAUUAAAACAUACCUCUAUUUCAAUGUGUUUCAUGUGAAUUCUUCAGUAUCAUUGUACCGAGUGCAGAAUUAGUUGAAAAGCUGGACAAGUCCUCUCAGAAUGAUAUCCUUUGAGGCACAACAUCACCAAGACUCCAAGGGAGAAUAAAAAAAUAACAGGUGUUAAAGGUGACCUAAUUAAGUAUUGAUUCCGCCGAACCUCAUUAGUUACAACUGUACCAAACGACUUUCUGAGUAAUUUGCAAUAUACUGUGUCUCACAGCAAUAUGAUGUCAUUGCUAUGAGUCUGUGUUUAAUCACAGCAACUUUUGAGUCUGGAAGCGUGAGACCAUGAGAGCACUGGAGGCUGGACAUCAGAGAUUUCGAACAAAUCAUAUGUGAAAAUUCGAUUCGUCGUCUUUAACGUUGCAUAUCUGCAUACUAACGUCAGGUGUCUUGGAUUUAUGCAUAAUGUUGGUUAUUAAAGGUGACCUGCGACUUGCAAUGUGGCACUCCACAAGCUUUAUAGCUGAUCAUAAAGUUCUGAUUUUUUUUUUUUUAAAUAAAGGUACACAACCUCUAAUACUGUUUUACUGUCACUUGGAAAUUUUGUGAUUCUGGAAAAUACUUGAGUAUAGCUGGAGUAUUGUCCUGUAUGUGUGGCAGCCUGGAGAACCCUUUACAUGGUGAAAUUUCAUUCUUCUGUGUUUAGAAAGAUCAGAAAACUCUAGGCUUUCGUGAACUGAAAUGCGUUUUUCGUUCGCAUGCAACCAUAGGUAAUGCAUUUUCUAUUCACCCACAAGUGAAAAAGGAGAAAAUUGCUUUUCAGGUUUCAUUCCGACUGGAUGAGGAGCACCACAGACGUUUUGACAGCCGGUUAUGUGAUUACAAACUGAGCUGAUUAGGCUUUUGCCCAUUUCACUUCACUUGAUUCAGGCUUUAUGUCCUGCAUCUUGAUCAAAGCCUGACAUCCACUGUGUGAAGAAAUCAUGUUCGGAUGCCAACAUGGUCUUUGUAGAAUGAUAGGAAAAAUGAAAUAAAAUAUAUCAACAUCAUUGUUAAUUAAAAAGGUUUUUUUAAAAAGGUUUCCCAGACCACCACACAUAUUCAAACCAUUGCUCAUGAAGAAAUGCAUUAGACUUGGAAAUGCAUGGCAUUAAAUUUAGAUUUUCACAGAAGGCACUGAAAUGCAACAUGAGCUUCAUCUCCUUUCUCCCCAUAACACACAAAAUCCAAUUUAUCACCACCGAGCCAAUGAUAUCUGACUGACAUUUCUCGUUUUGCUGAGGAAUUUAAACCUAGAUGGACACAAACAUCUAAAAACAUUUAAUAAACUAUUCAUGAAAUAAGCCAUGUGUCUCUGUUGUGUGCCGUUUUGAAUUCAAGUCUCAAUCCUCUUCAUAUUUCAUUUCAUAUCUCUGUCUAAGAAGGUCUUUGAUUUAUACAAUCAAAAGAUUUUACAAGAAUUUGCACAAAGCCGGACUUAGCUUGUUAGAGCGCCUGGAUUCACGUGUAUGGAUUCACCCUAGAUGCUAAUAAUGCAGAACACUUUGUGUGUAAUGAAGGAAAUGUUUGUUUUUUUUUUUCCUCGGUGGACAGCUACACUGGUUGAGUGGAACAGUCUUGUUAAAAGCACUGAGGUCGCUCCCGAGGACGUGGCUCCGCCUUACAGUGUAAUGAGCACAGAGUGGUGUUGGAGAAGAGCUUGACCAGUAUGCUUGACGACACGCAUGAAAACAGCCCAGUGACCCUGAAACCGGCACAAUUUCUUGACAUGAACUCUUAGUCAUGAGUCUACGUGUGAAAUGCAGCAUGCUGCUAUAUUGAUUAAGGAUUUAAUGUACGGGUGUUCUGUAUGCAGCAUCACAGCCUUGAACGAGGACUGUGAAUGGGGUGUAGUUCCGGUGGCAUAAGUCUUCCUGUCUUAAAAGCUUUAAUAGCCGGCUGGAACUCAGUUCUCCAGCG